AUGGGAAGAAAGCUGCGGCACGUGCUGAUCUUCCUUCUCAUCAUCCUGAAGGAGCCCAACAUGCCAGAAGCUGAUUGCGACUGUAGAUCAUCAUCACACUGCGGAAAGGGCCUCACCAGCAUCCCUCAGGACCUCCCAACAUCCAUCUCUAAGUUAAAUCUACUUAGUAACCGUCGUAACCUCAUAACCAACAUCCAUCCUGGUACAUUUGCAAAUCUGCCCAAGCUACAAGAGUUGUACCUGUCCUACAACCAGAUAACUACCAUCCCUGCUGGUACAUUUGGAAAUCUGCCCCAGCUACAACAGUUGUGGCUGGACAACAACAAGAUAACUACCAUCCAUUCUGGUAUAUUUGCAAAUCUGCCCCAGCUACAACGCUUGCACCUGUACUGCAACAAGAUAACAACGAUUGAAGCAGGCACAUUUGGAAAUCUGCCCCAGAUAGAAUGGUUGUACCUGAACGACAACCAGAUAACUACCAUCCAUUCUGGCACAUUUGCAAAUCUGCCAAAGCUACAAGAGUUGUGGCUGAACAGCAACCAGAUAACUACCAUCCAUUCUGGUGCAUUUGCUAAUCUACCCCGGCUAAAACAGUUGUACCUGAGCAUCAACCAGAUAACUACCAUCCCUUCUGAUACAUUUGCAAAUCUGCCCCAGAUAGAAUGGUUGUACCUGAACAGCAACCAAAUAACUACAAUCCAUUCUGGUGCACUUGCAAAUCUUCCCCAGCUACAAGGGUUGUGGCUUUCGAACAACAAAAUGACGGCCAUUCCCCCUUCAGUCUUCUGCUUGUUCCCAUUUAAUGACAUAAUAGAACUUGACGACAACCCCUGGCACUGUGACUGUAGGAUGGCUCCCGUCAGGCUAAUCUAUGCACUUAAGAACAGGAUCAUUUGUGCCCAACCCGCCAAACUUCAGGGACAGAAGCUUGUAGAUGUCGAUCCUAAAGAAUUGACAUUUUCCCCCUACCUGUUCUCAUAG
Molecule: messenger RNA, 981 nt
Organism: Branchiostoma belcheri (Belcher's lancelet)
Lineage: Eukaryota; Metazoa; Chordata; Leptocardii; Amphioxiformes; Branchiostomatidae
Product: carboxypeptidase N subunit 2-like
Exons: 4
Coding region: 1-981 (326 amino acids)
Molecular function (GO): protein binding
Source: RefSeq, a predicted model, not a curated record